GGCGGGCAGCAGGAGGCCUCCUCGGGCGGCGGGCAGCGCCGUCGCCGGCUCCCGGCAGCCCAGCAUGGAGACCCUGGACAGUCCUACAGGGUCACAUGUUGAGUGGUGUAAACAGCUCAUAGCUGCUACAAUUUCUAGUCAGAUUUCAGGUUCAGUGACAUCAGAGAAUGUGUCCAGAGAGUACAAGGUUUUCAGGAGGCCUGAUAUAAGGAAUAUUCAUACAGCAAGACAAAGAUUGGCUCUAAGGGAUGGAAAUAAGCUGGCACAGAUGGAAGAAGCAUCACUUGUUCCAGGAGAAUCAAUUAAGGCCAUUGUGAAAGAUGUCAUGUAUAUCUGCCCAUUUAUGGGAGCAGUGAGCGGAACCCUGACAGUGACGGACUUUAAGAUGUACUUCAAAAAUGUAGAGAGGGACCCACACUUUGUCCUUGAUGUACCCCUUGGAGUGAUCAGCAGAGUUGAGAAGAUUGGAGCACAGAGCCACGGAGACAAUUCUUGCGGCAUAGAGAUCGUGUGCAAGGAUAUGAGGAACUUGCGACUUGCUUAUAAGCAGGAGGAACAGCGCAAACUUGGGAUAUUUGAGAACUUCGAUAAAUAUGCAUUUCCUCUUUCCAAUGGCCAGGCACUAUUUGCAUUCAGCUAUAAAGAAAAAUUUCCAGUUAAUGGCUGGAAAGGUUAUGAUCCAGUUGCUGAAUAUAAGAGACAGGGCUUGCCAAAUGAGAGCUGGAAAAUAUCCAAAAUAAACAGCAACUAUGAGCUCUGUGCCACCUACCCUGCAGUCAUUGUUGUGCCAACCAGUGUAAAAGAUGAUGACCUGUCGAAAGUGGCAGCCUUCCGAGCAAAAGGCAGAGUCCCCGUGUUAUCAUGGAUUCAUCCAGAAAGUCAGGCAACAAUUACCCGCUGCAGCCAGCCGCUGGUGGGCCCCAGUGACAAACGCUGCAAAGAGGAUGAAAAGUACCUGCAGACAAUAAUGGAUGCUAAUGCGCAGUCACACAAACUUGUCAUCUUUGAUGCCCGACAAAACAGUGUUGCUGAUACCAACAAGGCAAAGGGUGGAGGAUAUGAAAGUGAAAGUGCUUACCCAAAUGCAGAACUCAUGUUUCUGGAAAUCCACAACAUUCAUGUGAUGAGAGAGUCGCUGCGGAAGUUAAAGGAGAUUGUGUACCCUUCCAUUGAUGAGGCGCGGUGGCUGUCCAACGUGGACUCGACGCACUGGCUGGAAUAUAUAAGGAUGCUUCUUGCCGGGGCAGUAAGAAUCGCUGAUAAAAUAGAAUCUGGGAAGACCUCUGUGGUGGUGCACUGCAGUGAUGGCUGGGACCGAACAGCCCAGCUCACAUCGCUGGCCAUGCUGAUGCUGGACAGUUACUACCGGACCAUUAAAGGAUUCCAAGUUCUCAUAGAAAAGGAGUGGAUAAGCUUUGGACACAGAUUUGCACUGCGAGUGGGCCAUGGCGAUGGCAACCAUGCAGAUGCUGACCGAUCGCCCAUAUUCCUUCAGUUUAUCGAUUGUGUUUGGCAAAUGACAAGACAGUUUCCUUCAGCAUUCGAGUUUAAUGAACUGUUCUUGAUUACAAUUUUGGAUCACCUUUAUAGCUGUCUCUUUGGGACCUUUUUGUGCAACUGUGAGCAAGAGCGCUUCAAAGAGGAUAUACACACAAGGACUGUAUCUUUAUGGUCUUAUAUCAAUAGCCAGCUAGAUGAAUUUUCUAACCCCUUCUUUGUGAAUUAUGAAAACCACGUCUUAUAUCCUGUUGCUAGCCUGAGUCAUUUGGAGUUAUGGGUAAACUAUUACGUACGAUGGAAUCCACGGAUGAGGCCACAGAUGCCAAUACACCAAAAUCUCAAGGAGCUGCUGGCCGUUCGGGCUGAGCUGCAGAAGCGUGUAGAGGACCUGCAACGGGAGGUGGCCGCGCGCGCCGUCUCAUCAUCCUCUGAGCAGGGCUCUUCACCAUCGCAUUCGGCCACUCCAGUCCAUACCUCGGUCUGAUGGGCAAGCCACUAUCUCGGGCCACCCCAACCCUGCACAUCUCCCUGGGAGCUCGGGACAUGGCUGUGACUAUUAUGACGAGGCUUCCGGGGACCCACGGACCAUCUUCUGGGUGUAAGAGGCCCAGGGACUGUCCAUGUGGCUAGGUGACAGCACCCACCUUGGCCAAGUGCUUUCUGUCUUGUGAACAGCCCAGUACCCAUCAGCAGCCACGCCCACCAUGUGACACACCUUCCUCCUGCUCAGCCUCCUGGACAUCUCAUGCCCUUGCCAUCGGAGGUCACUCUCUGUCAAACAAAUCUUGCCAGCUGCGGGAACGCUCUCAGUGCUGUGCCACAGCUUGAAGACUGAUCUCAAAUGAAACAUCUGGGGAGAAGUGUACCAUCAGCCUUGUCUCCAGUUCCCGCUGUGUACAUAGAAGGUAUUUUUUAAAGAGAGAAACAGGCCUUUAUUUUCCUAUGUCCUUUUUUAUGUUUAGAGUAGUUGCCAGGAGAGGUGUCUGCUUCCUCUUCUGCUAGAGGAAGUCUUUCUGCUUGCCCUGCUGACAACUGUGGUACAUGUGAAGUGAGACUUGGACACAGUCACCUCUGUGGCAGCAUCUCACUGUUCUCAGCCUAGCUGAUACUUGCCUCCUGAAGUGGCCCUGGCUGUGGAUAGGCAUGCUCAGUGCUGGCCCUGCUGCGCAUAGCCUAGGACUCAGCAGUUUUGCACAGGUGCCCCUCCCUUGCCUGGGCAGAGUGGUAUUUCCUGUUCCCCACAGGGCCCCUCGCCCUGGGUUGCCCACAUGCCCACCUGGCCCUGUCAGUCAGAGAGCCUGGUGCGCUUCCCUUCUCAGGCCCAGCCUGGCUGGUCUCACCCCGCAGUUCUCGGUUCUACACCGCCAUGGUCCCCUUAGGAGUGAGGUCAUCGUGCACUCUUGGCCCAUCUCUGCAGGUCACCAGGACAUCACCACAGCACAGCACAAGGUCAGCUGCCUUAGAAGUUCAUAGGUCCCCCAGGACAGGUGCAUUGAUGUCACUGCCUCGGACCCAGUCAGGUUCUGGACACCACAUAGUCCUACACAUUAUUUUUGAAAAUAGAUUGUUCAGAAAAAUUUAUAUACCUGUCAAAUAGAUAGAGAAUAGGUGUUCUUUCAACUUGGAACCUUGUGAUUCUUACAGAAAAUUCUCCUUGUAUAAACUACCAGAAAGAAA
This is a messenger RNA of Octodon degus (degu), 3177 nucleotides long. It is a transcript of the gene Mtmr1, whose product is annotated as myotubularin related protein 1. NCBI's taxonomy places the organism in Eukaryota, Metazoa, Chordata, Mammalia, Rodentia, Octodontidae. The record is from RefSeq and is a predicted model, not a curated record. The transcript is spliced from 17 exons. Gene Ontology annotation, biological process: phosphatidylinositol dephosphorylation. Gene Ontology annotation, molecular function: phosphatidylinositol-3,5-bisphosphate 3-phosphatase activity. Bases 65 to 1984 code for a protein of 639 amino acids.